UUUUCUAUCAUCAAUGCGAAGAUAAAUCAUUUUUAGAACAUAAAUUUCAUUUUGAUUUUACAAUCUCGUGUUAUUUACAAAGCCCAAGAAAAAUAAUUAACAAUAUAUAAAUUAAUUGUAAUAAUGCAUACUCUUCCAUUAUCUUUUGCCCUUUUAACUUACGUUGGUUUUUGGCGGCCAGUUAAUUGGUCACCGAAUUCUUUUAAAUAUUUACUAUAUAACAUUUAUACGAUUUUCAUGGUAUCCAUGCUUUAUGCAUUCACAUUUUGUGGAUUCAUGGACGCCUUGAUUGAUCAUAAUUUGGAUAAUUUACUUGAAAAAUUUUCAUUAUUUAUAUCCGUAAUCGGUGUGUGUAUCAAAGUGACGAACAUUUUAAUUAAUCGAAAGAAUAUUAUUUCUGUUACUAACAUGCUUUUAAAUGAGCAAUGCAUUCCUCGCGAUUCGAAGGAGUUGGCAAUUAAACAGAAAUUUGAUAAAAAUGCAAGGAUAAUUACAAUUUUUUGCGAAAUUUUGAACGAGGCAACCGUAUUCUUUGCAACAGUAGCACAAUUUGGUAAAUUCAUAGAAACUUGUACUUUACCAGUUGCCAAUUGGACACCAUACGAUCAUACCUCGAGUACUAUGCUUUGGAUAACUUUAUUUCAUCAAACCUUUGGUCUGAUGGUGUGUGCUAAUUCAAGUGUUGCUCAUGAGACUAUAAUAUCUGGGCUGAUGAUACAAAUAUGUUCACAAUUGGAAAUACUUUGUUAUCGGGCUAAAAUAUUACCAACGUUGCUAGAAAAAAAACAGAAACAUUGUUCAUCCGAAAAGGAUUUAAAGAAAAUCGAAAAUCGAGUUAUCGGUGAAUUGGUCGAAUAUCAUCUUUACGUUUAUAAAUUCACUCAAAAAGUCAACGACGUAUUCAAUUUGAUGAUAUUCAUGCAAUUUUCUUUAAGUUCGACCGUAUUGUGCAUGAGUGUUUAUAAAUUAUCGACUAAGGAUUUGAUAAGUUUUGAUUUUCUUUGGACAUUUUGUUAUCUCGCUUGUAUGCUCAUCCAAUUAUUUCUUUAUUGUUGGUAUGGUAACGAAGUUACAUUGAGGAGUAAAAAAAUUGGAGAUGCAUUUUACGGAAUGGAUUGGAUAUCAUUAAAAACAAGAGUAAUUAAAAGUUUAACUAUAAUAAUGGCAAGAACAACGAAGAGCAUUGAAAUGCAUAGUUUACACAUAGUUAAACUUUCAGCUAAAUCAUUUAUGACUAUAAUUAAAGUUUCGUAUUCUGCUUAUAAUGUUUUACAGACCUCAUCGGAAAGUAUUAUUUCUUUGUUCGAUAUGCUUCUCAAAGAUUUUUGUCUACCAAGGAAUUUGGAGGAACGAAAUGUACAAGGAAAAUUUGACGAGGACGCAAGGAGGAUCACAAUAUAUGUUGAAUUUUUAAACGAAGCAACAGUGAUAUUUGCUAUAAUAGAUGGCAUAAAGGGACAUGUACUCCCAUUUGGAAAUUGGACUCCUUACGAUCACUCAUCGGAAAUAAUGUUUUGGUUAUCAUUGAUAUAUCAAUCAAUUGCACUUUUGGUAGUAGCAAAUUCGAGUGUUGGACAUGAAACAAUAAUCUCUGGAUUGAUGAUACAAAUUUGUGCACAAUUUGAGAUAUUUAGUCAUCGAAUAAAAACAUUGCCAAUCUUUGCUACUAAAGUUAACAGCGUAUUUACGACGAUGAUCAUGUUGCAAUUUUCUAUAAGCUCGAUUGUACUAUGUUUGACCGUUUACAGGAUGUCCAAGGCAGAAAUCGCAAGCAUUGAAUUUAUUUGGGGAGUUUCUUACCUUGGUUCUAUGUUCAUGCAAAUAUUUCUCUAUUGUUGGUUCGGCAACGAAGUUAUAUUAAAGAGUAUGCAAAUCGGAGAUAUGUUUUAUGAAAUGGAUUGGACGUCAUUGGAAAAUGACAUAGUUAAAAUUAUUCCUAUAAUAAUGUUACGAUCUACAAAACCCAUUGAAAUGAGAAGUGGUUAUAUUAUAGUAUUGUCUGCUCAAUCAUUUACAAGCAUACUGAAUACAUCGUACUCGGCAUUUAACGUUUUGCAAAAUUCUUCAUAA
This is a messenger RNA of Polistes canadensis, 2070 nucleotides long. RefSeq names its product odorant receptor Or1-like. Gene Ontology annotation, molecular function: olfactory receptor activity; odorant binding. Gene Ontology annotation, biological process: detection of chemical stimulus involved in sensory perception of smell; sensory perception of smell. The record is from RefSeq and is a predicted model, not a curated record. The transcript has 10 exons. NCBI's taxonomy places the organism in Eukaryota, Metazoa, Arthropoda, Insecta, Hymenoptera, Vespidae. Bases 124 to 2070 code for a protein of 648 amino acids. Gene Ontology annotation, cellular component: plasma membrane.